Molecule: messenger RNA, 459 nt
Organism: Anastrepha obliqua
Lineage: Eukaryota; Metazoa; Arthropoda; Insecta; Diptera; Tephritidae
Product: jerky protein homolog-like
Exons: 2
Coding region: 1-459 (152 amino acids)
Cellular component (GO): nucleus
Molecular function (GO): DNA binding
Source: RefSeq, a predicted model, not a curated record
AUGUUAUGGUACAUAGAAAGUUGCUAUAAAUUAAGCUGGUGCCAGAUUGGACGAAUUCUGAACAGAAACAAAAGUGCUUGGAUGACCUUGGCUUUGUUUGAGGAAUGGUUUCACAAAACAUUUGUUCCAGAGGUAAAAGGGUUCCUUCGAGCCGAAAAUCUUCCCGAAAAGGCUCUAUUGCUUAUUGAUAAUGCUCCAUGCCAUCCCAAAGACGGCGAGUUAAUGAGUAGUGAUGGUCAAAUAUCUGUAAUGUGUCUUCCUCCGAACUGUACUGCACUUAUACAGCCCAUGGACCAGAAUGUUAUAAGACUUACGAAAUUGAACUACAAAACAAGCCUUUUAAGUGACAUCGUUCGCCGUGGAAAAACAAUAGACGAAUCUCUGCGAAAUAUCAACUUAAAACACGCAAUAUGCUUUUUAGCUAAUGCCUGGGAUGCUGUUAAUGUGACCUCCAUUUAG